AUGGCUUCGCGACCUACUGUCACCAUCAUCGGCGGCGAUGGCAAGGCCACCGGCAACACCCACACCUGGCCCGUCGUCUUCUCCAGCCCGAUCCGUACCGAUAUCGUCCAGGAUGUGCACAAGGGUCUGGCCAAGAACAAGCGCCAGCCUUACGCCGUGAGCGAGAAGGCCGGUGAACAGACUUCCGCCGAGUCUUGGGGAACUGGUCGUGCCGUCGCCCGUAUUCCCCGUGUCUCUGGUGGUGGUACCCACCGUGCCGGUCAGGCUGCCUUCGGUAACAUGUGCCGUUCCGGUCGCAUGUUCGCCCCUACCAAGGUCUGGCGCAAGUGGCACGUCAAGGUCAACCUGGGCCAGAAGCGCUACGCUGUUGCCUCUGCCCUGGCUGCCUCUGCCGUCGCUCCCCUCCUGCUCGCCCGUGGCCACCGUAUCUCCAACGUCGUCGAGGUUCCCCUCGUCAUCGACUCUGAUGCCUUCAAGAGCGCCGCUUUCGCCAAGACCUCUGCCGCCGCCGGUCUCCUGAAGUCCGUCGGUGCCGGCCCUGACCUUGACAAGGUCAAGAAGUCCAAGAAGCUCCGCGCCGGUAAGGGUAAGAUGCGUGGUCGUCGUUUCCGCCAGCGCCGCGGCCCCCUGGUCGUCUACGACCCCGAGGUUGACGGCAAGGAGCUCAUCUCCGGCUUCCGCAACAUUGCCGGUGUCGAGACCUCCGCCGUCACCGACCUCAACCUCCUCCAGCUCGCCCCCGGUGGUCACCUCGGCCGCUUCAUCGUCUGGACCUCGGCCGCCUUCAAGGCCCUCGACACCAUCUACGGCACCACCACCACCCCCUCCGAGCUCAAGAAGGACUUCCUCCUGCCCUCCAACAUCAUCUCCCAGUCUGACCUCAGCCGUCUCAUCAACUCCCAGGAGACCCAGUCGGCCAUCCGCGAGGCCAAGGGUGGCCCCACCACCCGCCGCUCCGCCGUGCAGAAGAAGAACCCUCUGCGCAACAAGCAGGUCAUGCUCCGCCUCAACCCCUACGCCGCAGUGUUCGCCAAGGAGGCUGCCCAGAAGAAGAACUAA
Molecule: messenger RNA, 1059 nt
Organism: Verticillium nonalfalfae
Lineage: Eukaryota; Fungi; Ascomycota; Sordariomycetes; Glomerellales; Plectosphaerellaceae
Exons: 3
Coding region: 1-1059 (352 amino acids)
Biological process (GO): translation
Cellular component (GO): cytosolic large ribosomal subunit; ribosome
Molecular function (GO): RNA binding; structural constituent of ribosome
Source: RefSeq, a predicted model, not a curated record